UCCGCGGUAAAGUUCAAUCUGGAUCAUAUGGACGAAGGUGAACGAACUUUAGGCUUAAUAUGGCACCCGAAGGAGGAUAGUUUAGGUUUCGAUGUUUCUUUUAAACGUAUUCCGGUGGAUAUUAUAAACGGGAUUAAAACUCCUACAAAACGCGAAAUGUUACGCGUUGUUAUGUCAAUUUUUGAUGUAUACGGUUUUUUGUCGCCUUUUACAAUAAAAGGUAAAAUAUUACUCCAAGAUACGUGGCGAAGUAAUAUUCAAUGGGAUGAGGAUAUUCCACAAUUAAUUAAUAAUAAGUGGAACGAGUGGUUGCAAAUUUUAAAACGCGUCGAAACGAUACGUUUGCCGCGUUAUUUUGAAAAUGUAAAUAGUCUUAGGAAUGUACGCGAUGCACCGAAUAGCGAGUGCCCCCCGUCUCCCCCCGCGCCCCUCGCUUCCCCGCGUGCGCCCGCGCGCGCUCCUGUGUGUCGACCGCUGUCGCCCGGGUCAAGGACACGAACAGCUGACGCGUGUACUUAUGUUUCGGGCGGUUACAAUAAUUUAGAAUUGCAUUUAUUUUGCGACGCGUCUACUAAGGCUAUGUGUGCUGUCGCUUACUGGCGCUGGAUGUCUAAUAAUAAUAUUCGCGUUGCGUUUAUUGCCAGUAAGUGUCGAGUGGCUCCCUUAAAACUUACGUCGGUGCCACGCUUGGAACUACAAGCUGCGCUUCUCGCGGCUCGGCUCGCCGACACUAUAGGAAAGGAGCACACUAUGAAACCUGUAAAUAGAUAUUUUUGGUGUGAUUCUAGUACGGUUCUACAUUGGAUUCGGAACGACGCGCGCUGUUAUAAAGCUUUUAUUGCACAUCGUCUAGGGGAGAUAGAUGAACUAACUAGUAUUAACGAUUGGAGGUAUGUACCCACCAAAUUAAAUGUCGCAGAUCAGGCCACAAGAGAUUCUUGUGAUUUUUCCGUUUUUAACGUCGAUAGCGAGUGGUUCCGUGGCCCGAAUUUUUUGUAUAGCGAUGAGUCGUUAUGGCCAGCAGAUUUCUUGGUACCGAGGGUCAAUAAGGUAGAUCUAGAGUUUGUAAAUACAGUCCACAUAGUCGAAAACAAUCUACCUGCUGUGCCAGAUCCGCUGCGUUUCUCAUCGUGGCUACGGUUACUUAGGUCUACUUGUAUAGUUUUUUCGUUUGUAGAUAUUAAAUGUAAGAAGCUUACCGGUACUAUCGACGGUGACUUAAUGUCUAAGGCUGAACAGCUGUUAGUUAAAUAUGCGCAGUUACAGAGUUUUCCCGAAGAUGUACAUAGUCUGAAAAAUAAUAAUUAUGUAAAUAAGAAAAGUAGGUUACUUACCUUGUCUCCGUUUCUCGACGAGCAAGGAAUCCUGCGCGCCGGUGGCCGCAUCGACGCGGCACGCGACGUCCCGGUUAGUGUGAAACAUCCCGUCAUACUCGACGGCAGGCACCACGUCGCGCGCCUUAUUGUCAAACAUUUUCAUGUUCGCGCUGCCCAUGGUAACCAUGAGACUAUACCUCCCUCCAGUCCGCAUUGGGGUGGGGCAUGGGAGCGCCUCAUUCGAACUGUCAAAAGUUCACUUAAAGUCGUAUUAAAUGAGCGCACCCCCCGUGAGGAAGUUCUACUCACACUGAUGGCUGAGGUCGAACAGAUAGUGAACGGUCGUCCGUUAACGCAUGUGAGCGUGGAGCCAGGGUCGGAGGAGGCCCUCACGCCUAAUCAUUUUCUUUUAGGUUCGUCGUCAAAUUUACCGGUGUUAGGGGAGUUCGACAACUCCGAUUUAUUUUUACGUAAGCAAUGGCGUAUAGCGCAACGCCUUGCAGAUAUGUUUUGGUCUCGCUGGGUAAAGGAGAUGCUGCCGCAGCUGAUCCCUAGGAGCAAGUGGACCCAGGAAGAGACACCUCUGAAAGUAGGGGAUUUUGUUUUUAUCGCGGACCCGAAUUCUCCGCGAAACUGUUGGUUGCGGGGAACAGUAGAGGCGGUCAUGCCAGGGAAGGAUGAGCGCGUCAGAGUGGUGGACAUUCGCACUAGGGCUGGAAUUCUAAGACGCUCUGCGGCCCGCGUCGCACGUGUACCUAUGGGCUAG
Messenger RNA from Aricia agestis (brown argus), 2082 nucleotides. RefSeq lists its product as uncharacterized. Bases 28 to 2082 code for a protein of 684 amino acids. The transcript is spliced from 2 exons. NCBI's taxonomy places the organism in Eukaryota, Metazoa, Arthropoda, Insecta, Lepidoptera, Lycaenidae. The record is from RefSeq and is a predicted model, not a curated record. Gene Ontology annotation, molecular function: nucleic acid binding.